Penaeus chinensis is the source of this 654-nucleotide messenger RNA. Its product is annotated as neurogenic differentiation factor 2-like. The record is from RefSeq and is a predicted model, not a curated record. Gene Ontology annotation, molecular function: protein dimerization activity. NCBI's taxonomy places the organism in Eukaryota, Metazoa, Arthropoda, Malacostraca, Decapoda, Penaeidae. Bases 1 to 654 code for a protein of 217 amino acids. The transcript has a single exon.
AUGGAGGAUUAUUUCUACCUGGAGGAGGCGGCCUACCCCAGCGCGGCCUACCGCGGCACGAAGGCCGACUUCGAGGACGUCCAGCCGGGCGCCAGGCAGGACGCCGUGGGCGGAGGGGGCGCGGCCGCCCCGAGCGACGCCGAGGGCUAUGAGCUCACUCUCCUCGAGUCCCCCUGCGUCUACGACGUGGCUCAGUACCCUGGCUAUCCCGGCGGGGGUGGCGACCCCCCCUACGCCGGCGCCCCGCACUUCGCCCCGCACUACAACCAGGGCUGCGACUUCAACGCGCCCCUCGGUAAGCAUCCAGCGCCGCUUCCGGCGAAGGACCUCAGCCUGAACCUCCUGCAGGAGCCGGCGCCGCACGCAGCCCCGGAGAGAGAGAAGGUCCCGCCGCACAGGACCUUCGUCCGACCGCAGCGCCGCAGGAGGCACCGGCCCCUCGGCAAGGAGAUCGUGCGCACUCGCAGGGUCGCCGCCAACGCCCGCGAGCGGCGCCGCAUGCACGGCCUCAACGAUGCCUUCGACCGCCUGCGGGAGGUGAUCCCUUGCCUCGGCAGCGACAGGAAGCUAUCCAAAUUCGAGACGCUGCAGAUGGCGCAGACGUACAUCGCCGCGCUGCAGGAACUGCUCAAGACGUCGGGAGCGGCGAGGUGA